This is a messenger RNA of Schizosaccharomyces japonicus yFS275, 1905 nucleotides long. Its product is annotated as GTPase. Bases 1 to 1905 code for a protein of 634 amino acids. The record is from RefSeq and is a predicted model, not a curated record. Gene Ontology annotation, molecular function: ribosome binding; GTP binding; GTPase activity. Gene Ontology annotation, biological process: positive regulation of translation. The transcript is spliced from 3 exons. Gene Ontology annotation, cellular component: mitochondrial matrix; mitochondrial inner membrane. Lineage: Eukaryota; Fungi; Ascomycota; Schizosaccharomycetes; Schizosaccharomycetales; Schizosaccharomycetaceae.
AUGACCUUACGACGGUUUUCCUAUACAUUUCAAGCACGCAUUCUUCGUGGCCUUCAAGCAAGACCAGUGUUUGUAUUACCAUCUCGUUCCCAUUCGACUAAAGCUCGUCCGGUCGUCGACAUAGCCGAUGCUGCAGAACACAUUCCAACAGUUAAUAUACGCAAUUGGGCUAUCAUUUCGCAUAUUGAUCAUGGAAAGUCAACGCUAAGCGAUCGUAUUCUUGAACUCACAGGUGUCAUCGAAAAGUCGUCCGGGAAACAAAGAGUCCUCGAUAAGCUGAGUGUCGAGCAGCGAAGAGGAAUUACUGUAAAGGCACAAACCUGCAGCAUGAUAUACGAGUACAACGAUGAGCAAUAUCUUUUGAAUCUCAUUGACACACCCGGACAUGUCGACUUCUCUUCGGAAGUAACACAUAGCUUGGCGGCUUGUGAGGGCUGUAUCCUUCUGGUCGACGCAACACGAGGAAUUCAGGCUCAAACAGUCUCAAAUUUCUACUUAGCCUUUGCCCGAAACUUGCUGGAAGAAGUGUUUGAACUGGACAGAAAGGAAGCUUUGCUCGUGUCGUCAAAAACGGGGAAGAACGUUCCUGAGCUUAUUGAUGCAAUCAUACAACGCGUUCCACAUCCCAUAUGUGAUGAAAACGCGUCACUAAAAUGUGUGCUUAUUGACAGUUGGUUCAAUACACAUCGGGGAGUCAUUGGUCUGGUACGGAUACUAGAUGGCAAACUGGUUGCCGGUGCUGCUAUCUAUAGUGUGAAUACGCAUCGGAAAUACGUUGUGAACGAAGUGGGAUUCAUGCAUCCAAAUCCUGUUGAAGCUCAAGUUCUUCUAGCUGGCCAAGUUGGUUACGUUAAUUGGAACAUGAAAAAUAGUGCCGAAGCAAUUCUCGGAGACACAUUUACCCAGGUUGGCCACGUUGUUAAGGCAAUGCCUGGUUUUGAGAAGCAGCAACCAAAGGUAUAUGUGAACGCUUUUCCACUGGUCAGAUCCGAUUACGACAGUUUGAGUGAUAGCAUCGACAGGCUUGCACUCAAUGACCGCAGUAUUUUUGUUGAAAAAGACACAUCAGACACACUGGGGAUAGGCUGGCGUUUAGGCUUCCUUGGCAGCCUGCAUCUCUCGGUUUUCCUGGAUCGGUUGAAAGAUGAAUACAAGCAUGAAGUAUUAGUAACGGCGCCUACUGUCCCUUACAGGAUUACAUGGAAAGAUGGAAUGACAAGUAUGGUUUCGAAUCCGAGCAAUUUUCCCGACGCCCGUACCGCAUAUGCUCAGGUCGAAGAACCAAUGGCCCUUGUGACGCUCGUUUUUCCUCGCGAGUAUGUGGGCCCAGUCAUGAAUUUGUGUGAAAGUUGUCGGGGAACACAACAGAAGUGUUCGUUUUUAUCGACUGCGCGCUGUGUGCUUGAGUACUUAUUGCCGAUGUCGCGUUUAAUGGAUGGUUUUUUUGAUCAACUGAAAAGCUGUACUCAUGGAUAUGGCAGUUUGGAAUAUGAAGAUGCGGGUUUCGCACCUUCAGACAUUGUGAAGCUAAGCUAUCUCGUGAACGGUAUGCCUAUUGAUGCCCUAUGCACGAUAUUACAUCGCUCAAGUGUACUACGAACUGCUCGUGCAUCUCUACAACGGCUAAAGUCGCUUAUUCCACGACAGUUGUAUGAGGUAGCGCUGCAAGCCAUGUGCGAAAAACACAUCAUCGCUCGCGAGACGAUCUCUGCCGCAAGGAAAAACGUAACAGCCAAGUGUUAUGGCGGAGAUGUUACUCGCAAAAUGAAGUUAUUGAAAAAUCAACGUGAAGGAAAAAAGCGAAUGAAACAGUUUGGAAAUGUUUCUAUUGAUCAAGGGGUAAGCUACACGAGUAAUAAGGAAAACAGAUGUCUAUCAAUUCAUCAUGGUCUCAUUUUACGUUGA